AUGUCUCACAUGCACGUCUUGAUCUUAGUUGCUCACCCAGACCCAACACACAAGGCAACAUCAUUCCGUUUCGCUGAUUCAGCCAAAGCUGCCCUUGAAGGUGCUGGUCACGAAGUUCGUUACGUCAACUUAAUGGAAGCUGGCUUCAAUCAAACAGCUUCUCAGGAUGACUUCAAGACAGUCAACAAGGAACCAUUCACAUACCCAGGAAACCAAAUGGUUCCAGACAAUCUUGUUGAUACAAUCAAGGUUCAACAAGAAAACCUCAAGUGGUCUACACACGUUCUUGUUUUCGCACCACUUUGGUUCGGCCGUCUCCCAGCCUGCUUCUAUGCUUACACAGAGCGUGUUCUUUCUGUUGGAUUCGCUUGGGACUUCCAGCACACAUUUGACAAGGCUUUCCUUGCUGGCCGUAAGGUUUCCAUCAUCGUUUCCGCUGGUUCACCACCAAUGUACUUCGAUCCAAAGAAUGGAAACGGUCUCGACGCUUUCCUUUGGUCUGCUAUGUACGGUUUCAACUAUGCUGGUUUCACAAUUCUCCGUUCUCUUGGUAUCUUCGGCGCUAAUUCUCCAAAGAGAAUUGCUCAACAACCAGAACUCCAGCAGAAGUUCAAUGAGAAGUUCCUCCAGCUUGACCAGUGGAAGACAAUCGGCACAGAAAAGCUCUACUCCAAGAUUGCAGAACUCGAGGAAGUCAAUUCAGAAAACAUCCUCUUGUAA
Messenger RNA from Trichomonas vaginalis G3, 720 nucleotides. RefSeq names its product flavodoxin-like fold family protein. NCBI's taxonomy places the organism in Eukaryota, Parabasalia, Trichomonadida, Trichomonadidae. The record is from RefSeq and is a predicted model, not a curated record. Gene Ontology annotation, cellular component: cytosol. The transcript has a single exon. Bases 1 to 720 code for a protein of 239 amino acids. Gene Ontology annotation, molecular function: NAD(P)H dehydrogenase (quinone) activity.